AGAAAACUAAAGAUCUAAAAAGUGGAAAUAAAGAUAUCUACAUACCUAAGAAAAUAGUGAUUACUUUAACAAUAAACAUAAUAUACUAAUAUUAAUUUAUAAUAUUUUUAUAUGUAGUUGGAUAUUAAAUCAUUUUUAAUCCAACAAUCAUGCGUCCAUCAGUAACGAAGAGAACUCCUUCUAAAGUGACAGAGCUUUCAAAAGAAUUGCCAAGACAUAUAAGCUUCGUAAAAAGCCGGGUGGAUGUGGGUGGUGGUGAUAUGGAUUGGUUAAGAGGAAAGGUUUUCUUAAAACCAGAAGAUCAAUUACAGUUAUCAGAAGCAGAAUUACAAGAAGAAAUUGCAAGAGUUCUGACUAUACAUAACACAAGAGUUCCAGAUUCUUUAGUGGAGUGGUCAUGGAAAUUAAAAAAUUUCAUACUACUACCUCCUCCGCCACAUUUAGUGACUGUUUUAAAUGUACCUGGAUCAUUAUUACACAAAGAUUCUGAAGAAGCUAAAAUACAAUUAACAGGAGGACUUGUUGUGGAUACUCCUUUUGAAGAAGCCAUAGUACAUGAUGAUGAAGAAGAAAGAGGAGAAGAAGAGGAAGAAGAAGCAGACAUUGAAGAGCCAGAAGAAAUGGCAGAUCAUAAAGAACCAGAACCAGAACCAGAACAUGAACAUGAACAUGAAGAUGAAGAAGAGAUAGAAAAAAUAAAACCAAAAAAAAUACCAAAUCAGUUCAAUUUUUGUGAAAGGGCUGCCUUAACAUAUACUAAUCCUAUGAGAGAAAUGAGUACCCAAACAAUACCACCUCCAACAGGAAUAUUUAAUACCCAUGUUUUCCAAUGGACAAUCUUCGACGAGUAUCAGGAAGACUUUGCUCAACAACAACGUGAAAAAGAAAAAGAAAGAAGACUUCCAGUCCUACAACUCAAAAAGGAAGAUGUAAAGAAAAAAGCUCAAAUAGAAUCUACAGCAUUAACAUAUAGAAUGUUACAGGCUGCAAAGACAUUGGAACGAAUGAUAAACCAAAAUAUUUUUGAUGAAAUAGCUCAAGACUAUAGAUAUUGGGAUGAUCCAAGUGAUGAAUUUAAAGUUGGAGAAGGUUCAUUAUUACCUUUAUGGAAAUUUAAUUAUGAAAAAACCAAAAAACAUGAUGUUACAAAUUUAUGUUUCAAUAGUAGAUAUUAUGAUUUAUUUGCAGUUUCAUAUGGAACAAUGUCAUUUAGUAAUUUGAUAACAAAUGGAACAGUAUGUUUAUUUAGUUUAAAAAAUCCAUCAUAUCCAGAAUGGAUCUGUCCAACAGAGUCUCCAGUAAUGUGUUUGGAUUUCAAUGAACAACAUCCUCAUCUUUUAGUUAUUGGUACUAUGGAUGGUGCUGUUGCUGUUUAUAAUAUUAUGUUGCCACCAACAGCUCCUCAAUAUAGAAGCAAUGAUGUUGUUCAAAAACAUGGAGGUAUUGUGUGGGAGAUACAUUGGGCACCAGACACAGAGGAAGGUAAUUUAGCAUUCUACAGCGUUAGCAUUGAUGGAAAAAUAAAUUACUGGAUAUUAAGUGAAAAUGACCUUGCUUUAACAACUGUGAUGACCCUUUUUCUGGACAGACCACCAAUACCUGGACCAGAUGGUACUAUGAUUACUCUUAAAGGAACAGAAGAAGGAACAAUCUAUAAAUGCAAUACAGCAUACAGUAGUGUUUAUAUGAGAACUUAUAAUGAAGCACACAAUAUGCCAGUCUAUCGGAUAGUAUUUAAUAAAUUUAAUUCUAGCAUAUUUGCAAGUUGUUCUGGUGAUUGGAGAAUAAAAAUAUGGGAAGAUGAUAGGAUGGAACCCCUAUUUAUGUUUGAUCUUGGUAUUCCCAUUGGAGAUGUUCAAUGGGCACCAUAUAGUUCAACAGUAUUAGCUUGUGUUUCAAAUGAUGGAAAAGUUACAGUGUUUGACUUAAAUAUAAAUAAAUACAGACCAAUAUGCAGCCAACAAAUUGUUAGUAGAAAAAAAUAUAAACUAACUAGACUUGCAUUUAACAAUAAAUUACCAUUUAUUAUAGUAGGUGAUGAUAAAGGUACAGUAAAUACAUUAAAGCUGUCACCAAACCUCAGAUUAAAAGUAAAGCCAACCAAGAAGCAACUUCAUUUGACACAUAGAGAAUUAGAAAUUAUGAAAUUAGAGAGAUUAUUAAGUUUUGUACGUGAACCAGCUAUUUUACAACCACCAAAGGAUACAAGGGUAGAAACCUAAUUAAGCCAUAUUUUUAAUUACGGAAAUAUUUGUAUAUAUAUUUUUUUUAAUAAAAUCUAUUUAGAUAUGA
Molecule: messenger RNA, 2292 nt
Organism: Frieseomelitta varia
Lineage: Eukaryota; Metazoa; Arthropoda; Insecta; Hymenoptera; Apidae
Product: dynein intermediate chain 2, ciliary
Exons: 14
Coding region: 150-2222 (690 amino acids)
Biological process (GO): cilium movement; outer dynein arm assembly
Cellular component (GO): outer dynein arm
Molecular function (GO): dynein light chain binding; dynein heavy chain binding
Source: RefSeq, a predicted model, not a curated record